GGCGACACGACGGAGAUAGAGGAGCAAGAGGAGAUGGCGUAGGCUUGUGCAGCUUUCGGGUGUCAAUUGUGGAGGGGAGUUGACCGCCAUUUACUUCUCACCCGCAACCGGCAGGGGCGGCAGGACUCCCCCCUCCUCCCCCCCAUUGUCGUCAUGCACAGUCAGGCAUGGGCUUGGGGCCUUGCUUUUGCCUGUAUUGCGCUCCAUGUCGUGCGUGGUGAUGAGAGCGACGCCUGUCCCCACGACGACUGGAAAUUGAACACGAUGUACAAGGCAGUGCGAGGUCCGGUGGAAAGCCUCUUUGCUGAUCUCGAUGGCGAUGGCUUGAAUGAUUUGCUUAUCGCAGGUGAGGGCGACAGCCUGAUCUUUUGGCAGCGCAACACUGGUGAUGGUACAUUUUCCUCCAUCAUUAAUACCAUCACCACGGCCGCGCACGGCGUCGUGGCCAUGUUAGCGCAUGAUCUGGACAAGGACGGACUCUUGGAUGUUGUGAGCGCCAAUGCUGGGGAUGACAGCAUUGUUGUCUUUUAUAACCAAGGAAAUGGUAGCUUUGCCAGCCAGCCUGAGAGUGCAGCAACCGGUCUUACCAAUCUACACGCUAUAGCUUGUGCAGACUUGGAUGGCGACGGCUACGCCGACAUCAUCUCUGCUCGUGAUGGCACGGGGGCCGUUGCUUGGCAUCGAAAUGAUGGCACGGGCCACUUCCCGGCGAACUCUGCACGGGCCGUGAGUGAGGCGACCUCUACGGCAAAUGUUCGCAACGUUGCUCUCGCCGACCUUGAUGGAGAUGGGGCGAUGGACAUUGUCGCCGCGCGUUUGGAUACCAAUGUCGUCAUGUGGUAUCGCAACAAUGGGGCUGGCGCGUUUCAGGCAAACACCAUCAGCUCCAAUGCAGUUGGCGUACGCGCGCUGGCAGCGGCAGACAUGGACCAGGACGGCCACGUCGAUGUCGUCAGUCUCAACGCAGGCGAGGACCUGAUUGUUUGGUAUCGAAACGAUGGUACAGCCAAGUUUCCAGACACGCGCCGUUUUAUUGCAAGCAGCGUUCCUAAUCUGUCUGCCAUGGCCAUUGCGGCCAUGAAGGAUGGCGAUGCUCCUGACGUGUUUUAUGGCAGAUCCACCGCACAUGCUCUGACUCGGGUUCACAACACAGGUCGCUUGUCUGAUGGUCCACGUCAGUUCAGCCUCCGUUUACCGCUGCGCGCAUCUGUGGCUUCCGUCGACGCCUUGCUUGUGGGUGACAUGGACGACGAUGACCUUCAUGAUUUCUUGGUGGUUUCCAAGAACGAAAAUAGCGUCAUCUGGGCGCGUGGAAUCGGACCUUCACCCAUCUAUACGCUUGGGUACAGCAAUGAUGUUUCCGGGGUUUUGGGUCUGGCCGCGGGCGAUCUCGAUGGCAACGGUCAGCCAGACUUGAUCACGUGCAGUGCCUCCAACAACCAGCUUGGCUGGUACGAAGGGUUGGGUUCUGGCACGUUUUCUGAUACAUUUCGGCCCUUGCUGUCAUCCGCGUACGGCGUAAACAAGGUUGAAUUGUUGGACCUGGAUAAGGAUGGCGACUUGGAUGUGGUCUUUAGUGCACUUGAUGCCAACAUUCUCGGUUGGCUGCGAAACGCUGGUGGCGGGACGUUUCCAGACGGCCCUUUGGUCCUCGGCUCUAUGCCAGGGCCCUCAACCUUUGGGGUUGCCGAUAUGGACAACGACGGGCACAUUGACAUUGUUGGAGCCAGUGAGACAGCAAGCUUCAUUGCAUGGUAUCGAAACUGGGGUAACGCCACGUUCGACCCAAGACCCAAAUUCGUUGCAAACAACUCAGCCAUCACGUACACUCUUGCCAUGGCAGACUUGAAUGGCGACGGCACGGUCGAUGUGGUUGCGGCACAUUAUGGUGAUGACACAGUUGCAUGGUACCGCAAUGUGGGUGGAGGCCGCUUUUCGCCUCUACAAAAUUUGGUCAUCUCUGGCUACAAUGGUGCUACUGGGGUCGUGGCUGGAGAUGUCAAUGGCGAUGGCUUGCCAGACCUCGUUUCCAUCUCCCUCAACAAUUACGUCGCGAGCUGGUUUGCCAACCUUGGUGAUGGCAUUUUCGCCCCAGAGUCCAUCAUUGAUACCCAAGUGCUUGGUCCACGGAGCCUUUCUUUGACCGAUCUCGACAACGAUGGCGACCUGGAUUUGGUGAUAGUUAGCACAUUGGAUAAUAUCAUUUCCUUUUUCAUUAACCUCGGAGCCAACCAGCCACACAGGCAGUUUGCCUCACGGCUGGUGCUGUCUUCUUCCUUGGCGCAAGCCCGCGCGUUGGUCGUAGCGGAUAUUUCGAACGAUGGUCACCCAGACAUUGUUGCAGCUGGUCAAAGCCAGGUGUUCUCCUUUGUAUUUGUGACUACCCUGCUUAGCUUUGGUCGAGAUGUUUACUCGGAUGGCCGCGCGCAGUCCAUCACCGGGCUUGCACCUGCAGAUAUUGAUGGGGAUGGCAACAUGGAUGUAGCUUGGAUCAGCGAAAUCCAACACAGCGUGGGGUGGAGCCGUAACCUCGGAGUCGGACAGUUUGAUGAGCGCAAGGUAUAUCUUGAUACCCUGCUAGGUGCACAGAAUAUCGAGGCCGGUGACAUGGAUGGUGAUGGGCUUACCGACAUUUUGGUGACAAGUUACUUGUUGGAUGGCGUCUACCUUUACCGCAAUUUGGGAGGAGGACGGUUCACUGGUCGAUUGCGCAUCAGCGAGGCGAUUGAUGGGGCUGUCGCGUUGAAUUUGGCUGACUUGGAUCAAGACGGUGACUUGGACAUUCUGUGUUUCGGCCAUUAUGCUCAGACCAUCCUCUGGUUUCCCAACAUUGGCAAUGGAACUUUUAGCCCGCCGCACCGCCUGGUAUAUAGCCACGGGGUGCGCGCGCUCCGUGCUGUAGACCUUGAUGGAGACGGCGACCUGGACGUGCUCAUUGCCGCCCAAGGUGUCAAUCCAGUCCAGGUCCUACGCAACCAGGGCCAAGGCGUGUUUGAAGCAACCACUGAGGGUAUUACCAGUCAGCUAGUCUAUGCUCAAAAUGCUGAGGCCGUUGAUUUGGAUGGAGAUGGCCUUUUGGACGUCGUCAUCACAGCCCCAGCAGACCAAAUUUUAUUCUGGCACCGCAAUCUUGGAAAUGAUUCCUAUGAUGCGACCCGUACCGAGAUUGCCAAUGGUAAUGGCUUUUACGCUCUCACCGUCGUUGAUUUCGACAAAGAUGGCGACUUGGAUUUAAUCACCACCAGCUUGGUACCCGGAAACGUCAUUUUAUUUGAAAAUAUCGGCGGCGGUGCUUUUGCAGCGCCCAUGCAACUCUACGAUGGUUCUGCUGCUAGCACGGCGGCGGUUGACUUGACUGGAAACGGAUUUGUGGACAUUAUUGUUCCUGAUUACCAUCGCUAUGGCAUUCGUUGGCUGGCCAGUCCCUG
Molecule: messenger RNA, 3428 nt
Organism: Monosiga brevicollis MX1
Lineage: Eukaryota; Choanoflagellata; Craspedida; Salpingoecidae
Exons: 2
Source: RefSeq, a predicted model, not a curated record